AUGGAUUGCAAAAUUUCUAACGAAAAACAAGAUGUGGAUUUGGAUAAGGAAUCUAUAUUCGGGCAACGUUUUCUCAAUGACGAAACUCGUGUCUUCGAAUAUAAUGCAUGGGAUGAUGUCGAUUGGCCUGUUGAAAAAGAGGAAGAAAUAAAGAAUACGAUUGAACUGCAACAAUCACAUCGUGUUGAUGAUAAAAUCGUAGCUGAUCUUCUUGAUACACCAAAUAAGCAAUGGGAGUCAUUUUAUCUUUCACAUGGGAAUAAAUUCUUCAUGAACAGAAAAUGGGUAAUCCGCGAGUUCUCUGAGUUGUUUAGCGAGAAGUCUGCUGGGCCAAUUCGCAUUUUGGAUGUUGGUUGUGGAGUCGGGAACACUACAAUUCCAAUUAUUCAGGCAACAAAUGAUUCAAAUUUGUUCAUAUAUUGCUGUGAUUACUCUAAAAAAGCAGUUGAAUUACUACGUUCCGAUAACCGCGUUCCUGCUAAUCGAUGUCUUCCGUUUGUUUGGGAUAUCACUGAAAAUACGGAUCAAAUCCCUGAAGAAUCACUUGACUAUAUUCUAUGCGUUUUUGUUCUUUCUGCAAUAGCACCAAGUCGUCUGAAACUAGCCAUAUUAAACUUAGUUCGUCUUUUGAAGCCGGGUGGAAUUUUAAUGGUAAAGGACUAUGGUCGUUAUGAUUUAACACAAUUGCGUUUUAAACGUGACCGCUUUAUUGACGAAAAUUUUUAUCGUCGUGGUGAUGGAACCUUUGUAUCAUACUUCACUACAGAGGAGUUGCACGAAUUUUUUACUCAAGUUGGAUUAGAACGGAUUCAAAAUAUAAUGGAAAAACGUCUGGUAGUUAAUCGAGCCAAGAAGCUUACAAUGUACAGGAGAUGGGUACAAUGUAAAUAUUUGAAACCUGGAUGACGAGAGAUAACUUUUUGUGCACUUUUAAAUUUUUUUGUCUUUUGUUUAUUCUUAUUUUCUCUUGUUCCAUUUAAAAUUUGUUGGUUAUUGUUUUUCAUUCUUAUCUUGAUUUUUUUAAGUUUGAUUGAUAUACUUUUUACAAUAUAUUUUUUUAUACAUUUAUACCUUUGG
Meloidogyne enterolobii is the source of this 1077-nucleotide messenger RNA. NCBI's taxonomy places the organism in Eukaryota, Metazoa, Nematoda, Chromadorea, Rhabditida, Meloidogynidae. The record is from the annotation of a GenBank genome assembly.